Messenger RNA from Lactuca virosa, 624 nucleotides. The record is from the annotation of a GenBank genome assembly. Lineage: Eukaryota; Viridiplantae; Streptophyta; Magnoliopsida; Asterales; Asteraceae.
AUGGAUAGCAAAGUUGCAGUGCACUGCGCAAUUGCAGCGGUCCUCGGAAUAAUAGCUGCAUCCACCGGUUUUGCGGGGGAAGCAACUAGGGUUUCUGAAGUCUUUAUGGUGCUUGAUUCGUGUGUUUAUCCAAAUAGUCCAGCACUUGCACUUGGAAUCGUAUCAGCUAUCUUCACCAUCAUUACACGAAUUUACAUAAGUGUUUGGUUUGGAUCUGGUUGUUGUCGAAGCGACCCUAAUUCGACCCCAAUUACAAAACUACUUUUUGUAUUGUCAUGGGUAGCUUCAGUUAUAGCUGUGAUACUAUUGCUUACAGCUGCAGCACUAAAUAAUAGACAAGGCGGACAGAUUGAUUCAUAUGGUUAUAUUACAUGUUAUGUUGUGAAGCCAGGAAUAUUUGCAGCAGGAGCCAUAUUAGCUCUGUUAAGUGCAGUUUUCGGGAUUGGUGCGUAUCUUACAAUAUCUUCAGUAACACAAGCCGCGACAGGUCCUACAGGUCCACUCCCAGUUGGUGCCGGUGUUGAUCUCGAGAAAUAUCCUCAACAAUACACUCCUCAGCAGUACACUCAUCAGCAAUACCCUCCUCAGCAGCACCCUCCUCAGCAAUACCCUCCACAACAAUAG